Molecule: messenger RNA, 1942 nt
Organism: Nannospalax galili (Upper Galilee mountains blind mole rat)
Lineage: Eukaryota; Metazoa; Chordata; Mammalia; Rodentia; Spalacidae
Gene: Prr22
Product: proline rich 22
Source: RefSeq, a predicted model, not a curated record
ACAGACAGGUGUGCACCACCUCUGGAGUGCUGGGACAGACAGACAGGUGUGCAUCACCAUACCCAGCUUUCUUAAGAGUUUUUGUGACAAGGUGGCCUCUCCCUAUCUGUCCUUGAUUGAAUUCUGGUCCCUGUACACUCUGAAUUCUUUCCUGGAGCCUCCUGGCCACCCUGUUUCACUGGCGAGCAUCCUCAGGGCUGUGGUUCAGGGCACCCUGCCCCAGGACGGCCUGUACAGGUAGUGGGAGGCACCUUCUUUGCCACCUGCCCACCUCACCCCAGAACCUGACAGGUUUCCUGGUCUUGGCCUGGAACCCGACACCUAGCAACAGGGCAAACAGAACCCAGUGGGGCUCUGCCUCUGAGGUGCCUCUGCUGCUACCUGGGGCCCCGUUUCCCCCAUGCAGCACCCCAAAACCCAGUACUUCCCAGCUGUUCCCCAGGAAGGCUUCGGCCUACAGGGCCUGAAGGGUGUCGAGGUGCCAGGUGGCCUGGAGCCCCUUCCUGCCGUGGCCAACGCCAGCCUGCGCUACCAGCCCCCCAACACGGAUAAAGAUGUGUUUCCAGCCCCUCCAGCAGGCUUCCAUAUGGCCCCCUGUGGCUGCUGCUUCGACCCCCGCAUAUACCGCAUCGAGUGGGCCACCUCUGACUUCGGACGGUCAUCCCUGUACAAGCCGGCGGUGGCUGGGGAUCCCUCCCAACCUGGUGGCUACCUGCUGGAGCCCCCAUCCUACCUCAAGGCCCCAGGGCCACCGCCUCCACUGUACCCUCACUACCAGCUGGCCCUGAGUGGCUCUCAAUACGUCAUGUCCUACUUUGUACCUAAGGAGCCUGGGCCUGAGGCAUUGGGCUUUGUGGGGGAUGGAGGGCCCCCCAAAUUCCUUGAGAUGCUCGGAGGAGGCCUGGUACCCCCACUGACCCCCAAAGAAAGCAAACCAUCACCGAUGCUUGUAACACUCCCCAUGGACCACGUGCUGCCACCUGGGCCCUACAGCCCCCUUGGUGGCCAGGCUGGCCUGUACCAAGAUGGCCAGGUGGCCAUGCGACCUGUCGAGGUGUCCAGAGAGCCGCAGGGUGGCUGUGUGGCGAGGCCGGGUCUGCGGUGCCCACCAGGGCCUGUGGAGCCCAGGGUGACCGAUGCAGAGGACGUGGCCCCCAUGGCCACAGGUGAGGCCAUGCCCCCUGAAGUGGCCCAUGCUUUCUUCUUGCCAGACAAGAUCCUUCUAGAAGAUGCCAUGAAACUUUUUGAUUGUCUCCCGGGAGGUGCAGAGCCCGAGGCCACCCUGCACAGGAUCCCUGGGCCUGGCCUGCCGGACAGUGGCAGUGGUGGGGGUGACUCAACAGCUGACAUCCGCUCCUUGCACCUGCCGGACGAGCUGCUGUCCUUUGACUACAGUGUCCCCGAAAUCCUGGAUGUAGUGACCAAUGUCGAUUACUUUUUCAACUUUAAAGCACUGGAUGAUGAGCCACCACCACCCCAUCCAGGGCCCCCUGUCGCUGACACCAUGGCCCCUGGCUUGAAGUCCCAUCCAUGUGGGAAAAAGGGAGCUUUGACCAGCAAGAAGGGCAAGUUGGAUGCAAGGAACAAGCAGGCUGUGGGCCUGGCUGGCACUGCUGCCCCAGGACGGCUGGACCCAGGAGCCACCACACCAUUAAAUAGCGAUUUGAUCUCUCAGUUUGUGUCCCCUCUGUGGCCUCAAGGUCCAGGGGAUGCAGGCCAUAUGUAGACAUGUGUCCCCUUGUUCUGACUGGGCAAGACUAUGUCCAGUUCACAUGGCAGGGGGGUGUGAAGGGAGAACCCAGCAGUCAUCAGAGGCUGUCAGAGUCCAGUUGGGAAUCUCAAAAUUGGGGUGUCACAUGUCAGAAGUUGGAGCUAGGUGUUGGUGGAAUGUCAUCCCAACAUUCAGGAGGCUGAGGCAGAAGGACUGACAUGAGCUUGAAGG